This is a messenger RNA of Gadus chalcogrammus (walleye pollock), 2843 nucleotides long. It is a transcript of the gene hm13, whose product is annotated as histocompatibility (minor) 13. Bases 135 to 1292 code for a protein of 385 amino acids. Gene Ontology annotation, biological process: membrane protein proteolysis. Gene Ontology annotation, cellular component: membrane; cytoplasmic side of endoplasmic reticulum membrane; lumenal side of endoplasmic reticulum membrane. The transcript has 11 exons. The record is from RefSeq and is a predicted model, not a curated record. Lineage: Eukaryota; Metazoa; Chordata; Actinopteri; Gadiformes; Gadidae. Gene Ontology annotation, molecular function: aspartic endopeptidase activity, intramembrane cleaving.
UCCUCUGAACAAACCGGAGAACCAACGAGGAAGUCGCUCGGCUCCUCCAGCUUUAGCAAACGUGGCCUUACUGGACGACAGCACACGAACCAGCCUCUGUCUCCUGUAGCGCCGCUCGACUGAAUCCUGUGAAGAUGGCUGACGUGGACCAGGGGUCUGUGCCGCCCCCCGAUGCCUCUGUCCCGAUACCGGGGCUCUCGCCCGACGCGGAGCUCAACGGGACCGACGUUCUGAAUGCGACGGCGGCGAAGUUCGUGGCGACACCGGAGGGAACAGCGCUGGCGUACGGGAGCCUGCUGUUCAUGGCCCUGCUGCCCAUCUUCUUUGGGGCCCUGCGGUCCGUCACCUGCUCCAAGUCCAAGAACUCGUCUGACAUGCCCGAGACCAUCACCGGCAGAGACGCGGCGCGCUUCCCCAUCAUCGCCAGCUGCACGCUGUUCGGACUCUACCUGUUCUUCAAGGUGUUCAGUCAGGAGUACAUCAACCUCCUUCUCUCCAUGUACUUCUUCGUCCUGGGGAUCCUGGCCCUGGCUCACACACUGAGCCCCCUGAUGGCCAAGGUGUUCCCCGCCUCUAUACCCAUCAAGCAGUACCAGCUGCUCUUCACCCAGGGCUCUGGGGAGGCCAAGGAGGAGGUAGUGAACUAUGAGUUUGACACCAAGGACCUGGUGUGUUUGGUGAUUGGGGGCGUGGUCGGCGUCUGGUACGUGCUCAAAAAGCACUGGGUGGCCAACAACCUGUUUGGUUUGGCGUUCGCUCUGAACGGCGUGGAGCUCCUGCACCUGAACAACGUCUGCACCGGCUGCAUCUUGCUGGGGGGGCUGUUUGUGUACGACGUCUUCUGGGUGUUUGGAACCAACGUCAUGGUUACCGUUGCCAGGUCCUUUGAGGCGCCAAUCAAACUGGUAUUCCCCCAGGACCUGCUGGAGAGAGGGAUGGAUGCCAGUAACUUCGCCAUGUUGGGUCUUGGAGACAUCGUCAUCCCUGGCAUCUUCAUCGCUCUGCUGCUGCGCUUCGACAUCAGUCUGAAGAAGAACAGCAGGACGUAUUUCUACGCUAGCUUCCUGGCCUACAUCUUCGGCCUGGGACUGACCAUCUUCAUCAUGCACACCUUCAAACACGCACAGCCUGCUCUGCUAUACCUGGUGCCAGCCUGCAUCGGUUUCCCGGUCCUCGUGGCGCUGAUCAAAGGAGAGGUCACAGAGAUGUUCAGGUACGAGGAGACCCCCCCAGAGGAGGAGGAGGAGGGCUCUAAAGACGAAGCACCAGAGACAGAGAAGAAGGACCAAUAGCAUCGCCCGCUGCUCCACAUACCCCACCCACUCCUCCAAUCAGCCGCCACCACAUUUCACCCACAGCCCCGCCUCCUCCCCUGCUCUUUUCCCUUUUUUUCUGCAUGGGGGGGGGGUAGGGGGAGGGGGAGGGGUGAAGCUCCCGUUGCCAAAGCAUUUGAGUGUCUGGUUGUCUUGGAAACGGCCACCUGUCACUCUCUGGCUGUGGCCGUAGUCACGGUAACCCAGCUGGUGGGAUAUAGACCCUGUGCCCCUAGCCGGUGGCUGCGGGCACACAGGAAGUCCAACCUCCUAAUUUCCUGUGUGUCACCAGCCCUGGGAACACGCACACAUUGACCGAAUGACUGACUUCAGUCCUGACCUAUCUGCCUGCAGCUUCCCACGUCCAUCUCCUCCUCCUCCUCCCCUCCUCCUCUCUCCCUGGCCAGAAUGUUAAGGCUCUCAUCGCGGUACCACAAAUGCUUUGUACUGAGGUACCGCUCCAUCCGUUACCUGGCAACAGUCAUGGAGCAGCUUAGCAUAGCCUAGCUGUCCCGAGGUUAGCGACAGGACAGGCCCAGAAGCUCACCGUGCUUUGGGUUUGACCGUCUGGUCUGGUUGAGCUGAACGAGACCAGAGCAGUGGUACAGUGGAGCAGAGUCCCUGAUUCAAUCAAACGUCUUAAAGUUCUUGUCCGCCUCCCCGCUUCCUCUCACCUCCUCUGUCCGUCCUCAAAGCUGAUUGGUGCAGGAGAUUCUGAGGGAGGACCUGUCAUCCAAUGAUCUGUGAGGAUCUUCAGCUUGAGCUUUACAUCGACGCUGGUGACGCCAUCAGUCUGACCACGGGUCUGAUAGAGGAAUGUAUUGAUUGAUGAUAACUUGAUCAACUGUUUAUCUGCCUAGCCACCUUAAUGGGGAGCACGGCGCUGGUCAAACUUGUCAAACUGGUCAUGACGGUUCCUUCUGUACCGGCGACCUGGCCCUGCUUUUAGGUGAAUUGGCGUCGUGUCGCCAGAGGGGGCGCUGCCUGUUCCAGUGUCGCUGCUCUUUAAUGAGACUGGAUGGUACGGAGUGCAGACCUGUGAACGCAGCCUUUUCGUUUGAACAUUAGCUAAUGUCCCGGCGCACGGUAAUCUGCCUGGUUGUAUGAAACUUUAAUUUGUUACGAUGCUUGAUGUUAAUGCUUUAUGGAAAGUUUUGUAUUUGAUGUCAAUUAGUAAAAGAGAUAUCCUCAUUGUGUUCAUCUGGUGAAGUUUAGUAGCCGCUUAUCAUUUUAAAAACAUUUAGUACCUGUAUUCAUGUGAGGUGGUAUCUGUGCAGGGUGUCGUGUGAACGGCACGAACUAUUUUAUUUGAAUAAAGUUUUGGUUGGUGUUUAAUCGCCACAUGCAAUCUUGGUUUCGUUGUUCCAUGAUCCCACGCAUUUAUAGAGAAAUAAACUGCAUAAAACAUCAUGAACAUGUGAUUAUCAUAAGCUAAGGUCCACUGUACAGCCUCGUCGGCAGCCUUUCAAUAAAUACAGGAUACGUAAACUAAAGGUACUGAACUACCAAAUGUUGAUAUGACGAAUGAUU